ACUCAGUUUUCUUCCUUGGUCUGUUCAGUGAUGCUCAUUAUCCUCGUUGUACAUGUUCAGAACAACGAAGCAGCUUUCCGUAUCGUUCCAACCCGACUGCAGCUCUUUGAACAGGAGUCAGUCUCCUUUCACUGCGAGGGUCUCGACGGCUCCACUCAGCUGAGAGGGAUCAGGGAUGCUGGGGAGUUUAUUUCCAGUUGUAGUGAGAGGACCCCCGUACUAUACUGCACCAUUAAAAGAGCCUAUAGUGGAGAUAGUGGAGAUUACUGGUGUGAGGCUGACGGAGGAGAAAGGAGCCACAGUGUCACCAUCUCUGUCAAUGGUGGCUCUGUGAUCCUGGAGAGUCCCGUCCUCCCUGUGAGAGAGGGCAGCGCAGUGACACUGAGCUGCAGAAACAAGACGACCACUUCCUCCAUCCUGUCAGCUGACUUCUAUAAAGAUGGCCGCCUCAUCAGGAGCAGCUCAACAGGAAACAUCACCAUCCAAAGAGUCUCUAAAUCUGAAGAAGGACUCUACAAGUGCAGCAUCCCUGACGGUGGAGAAUCACCAGAAGCUUGGCUGGCUGUCAGAGCUGUUCACAGAGAGACGUGUCCCUCCUUGGAUCACUCCCUUCACGUCCUCCUCGUCUUAAGGACUGUGUUCACCGUAGUGAUGGUGGCUCUGCUGCUGCUGCUGGUGGGACUGCUGCAUUGUGGGAAACUCAGGGUCACACAGAAAUAACUCAUGUACAAAGGUUAGAGAUAGUUUGGUCAUCAAGACAAUGAACACCACGAUCUGAGGACAUUAUCACUUUCUUCAGCAUUGUAUCUCUUCUUCUGCUCAGGUUGUGUGUGAGGUGUGUAACUUCUCUGUGUCACAUGAUGGUACGAGCAGCAGCUGCUAGACUUUCUCACACUCAAGACAAAGUUAAAAACCACAGAGAUACUGACUGACGCAUGCAUUUAUUUUAAAAGGCGAGCUGAUUGUAUGUUGUUUUUUUAUUUUAAUUUUAGACUCCAGAUACUUUCAGCUUCUCAGACAUGUCUGUAUAAAUAAAUGAAUGCAUCUGUAAAGAGGCCUUCAGGAGGAUUUAUAGAAACAAGUAACUUAUAACAUAUAAAAGACUUGUGAGGUUUGAACGUGGUAGAUACCUGCUAGAUUGUUAGCAUGCUAACUUUGGCUUAUAGCUCAAAGGACGGCUGUGAGCCUCAGAGAGAAACAAGACUGUAGACUGAAAGAAAAAAACUGUGUUUAUUUGAACAGAAAUCAUGUCAACGUGUUUUCAGUCAACAAAACUAACUUAUCUGGUUUUGGGUUCAAAACAUAAUUUAAUCAAUUAGAUCACAUUGAAAUUAAACAUUAUCUC
Molecule: messenger RNA, 1345 nt
Organism: Trematomus bernacchii (emerald rockcod)
Lineage: Eukaryota; Metazoa; Chordata; Actinopteri; Perciformes; Nototheniidae
Product: low affinity immunoglobulin gamma Fc region receptor II-like
Exons: 4
Coding region: 31-720 (229 amino acids)
Biological process (GO): cell surface receptor signaling pathway
Molecular function (GO): transmembrane signaling receptor activity
Source: RefSeq, a predicted model, not a curated record